CCAUGCCCACCCCGGGUACGGUACCGGCACCGGUGCCAGUUCCCCCGCCUCAGUUCGGAUCCGGAUCGUCCGGGAGCUCCGGGGCGGGUCAGUUUGGCUCGGGAACCGUAUCGGGCCCUGCAGCGCAGUCCGGCGCGUCGGGCUCCCAGUUCGUUUUGUCCAACUCAGCAGCCAUAAGAGCCGAGAUCCAUCGGUUCGAGUCCGUCCACCCGAACAUUUAUGCAAUAUACGACCUGGUCGAGCGCAUCGAUGACCUGGCCCUCCAGAACCAGAUCCGCGAGCAUGUGAUCUCUAUUGAAGCUUUCACACGCUAGGAGCCAAAGCCUCAUGAAUGUGAC
Molecule: messenger RNA, 338 nt
Organism: Sinocyclocheilus anshuiensis
Lineage: Eukaryota; Metazoa; Chordata; Actinopteri; Cypriniformes; Cyprinidae
Product: arf-GAP with GTPase, ANK repeat and PH domain-containing protein 3-like
Exons: 2
Coding region: 3-314 (103 amino acids)
Source: RefSeq, a predicted model, not a curated record